Molecule: messenger RNA, 255 nt
Organism: Heterobasidion irregulare TC 32-1
Lineage: Eukaryota; Fungi; Basidiomycota; Agaricomycetes; Russulales; Bondarzewiaceae
Exons: 1
Coding region: 1-255 (84 amino acids)
Source: RefSeq, a predicted model, not a curated record
AUGACCACUAAAGCACCGCCGGAGCGGUUUACUAUCGUCGAUCAGCUCCCGUCCCACCGUUGCUGCAUCGAGUCCUUCACUACACCGUCCGGAAAUGCCCUUGUUUGGUAUCUCCUUUGCCAAAAGUCCAAGGAACUGCAUGGCUUCCAGAUCCAGUACAUUUGCCAGCUCUUGGAUGGCACUGAUGUCUUUGCUAUCACAGCCAUGGGUGACAGUAAGAGUCAGCUAUUUUGUAUUUUAAUUCUAGGAUGCUAA